GAGAGGAAGAGCCCUGCAGCGCUGAAGCAUGAGUACGGAUGCCAGCCAGGUGGUGAUCACUACUCCCCCCGCAGCCACCAUGCCCCAUAAGGAGAGGUACUUUGAUCGCAUCAAUGAAAACGACCCGGAAUAUAUCCGCGAGAGGAACAUGUCUCCUGACCUGAGGCAGGACUUCAACAUGAUGGAGCAAAGGAAGAGGGUCACGCAGAUCCUCCAAAGCCCGGCUUUUAGAGAAGAUUUGGAAUGCCUUAUUCAAGAACAGAUGAAGAAGGGCAAUAACCCAACUGGACUGCUUGCGCUACAGCAGAUUGCUGAUUACAUUACAGCAAGCUCUUUUGCAGGUUUUUCCUCAUCUUCACUCAGCCAUGGAAUGGUUACACCCAUCAACGACCUAGCUGGAAUCGAUACCUCCUCCUUCGUUAAGGGAGAAAAACUCACUCGCUGCAAGCUAGCCAGUUUAUACAGAUUGGCCGACUUGUUUGGGUGGGCACAUUUGCCAAACUCCUAUAUCACAGUAAGAGUAAGCAAAGAGCAUGACCACAUUCUAAUCAUUCCAAGAGGUCUCUCUUUUUCUGAAGCAUCAGCUUCUAAUUUGGUCAAGGUAAACAUCCUAGGAGACGUAGUUGACCAGGGAAGUACAACUCUAAGUAUUGACAGCGCCGGAUUCAGUCCACACGUGGCCAUCUACUCCACACGACCAGACGUGAGAUGUGUGAUACACAUACACACCCCUGCAACAGCAGCUGUUUCGUCAAUGAAAUGUGGUAUCCUUCCCAUAUCACAAGAGGCUCUGAUUCUGGGAGAUGUUGCUUAUUACAAUUACCAGGGGUCUCUUGAUGAGCAGGAAGAGAGAAUUCAGCUUCAAAAAGUGCUUGGACCCAGUUGCAAGGUAUUGGUCUUGAGAAACCAUGGUGUGGUAGCCCUGGGAGAGUCACUGGAAGAAGCAUUUCACUAUAUUUUCAAUGUGCAGCUGGCCUGUGAAACACAGGUGCACGCAUUAGCUGGCGCGGGUGGGGUGGACAAUCUGCUGGUCCUGGACGUGCAGAAGUUCAAGCCUCUCACGCACGCGCUGGCGGCGGCCGGAGGAGGAGGAGUCAACAUGGCCUCCCAGCAGAAGUGGAAAGUUGGGGAGCAGGAGUUUGAGGCUCUCAUGAGGAUGCUAGACAACCUGGGGUACCGAACUGGCUAUGCCUACAGGCAACCACUAGUCAGAGAAAAGCCCAGGCACAAGAGCGAUGUCGAGAUCCCGGCCACGGUGACGGCCUUCUCCUUCGAAGAUGAUACAGUCCCGCUCUCCCCCCUCAAAUUCCUGGCCCAAAGACAACAGAGGGAGAAGACAAGAUGGCUGAACUCUCCAAAUACCUACUUGAAAGUGAACGUGCCUGAGGAGUCGUGGAACGGAGAAGCCAGUCCCAGGACUAAGAUCACGUGGAUGAAAGCUGAUGACUCCUCCAAGACUAGUGGAGGGACACCAAUCAAAAUUGAAGAUCCCAACCAAUUUGUUCCUUUAAACACAAAUCCAAACGAAGUGUUGGAAAAGAGAAAUAAGAUUCGGGAGCAGAACAGAUACGACCUCAAGACAGCAGGACCCCAGUCCCAGCUGCUUGCUGGGAUUGUUGUGGAUAAAAAGCCGAGCCCACCAAUGCAGUUUGAGGAGGACGAGCACGCGCCACCAGCACCCCCCAACCCCUUCAGCCACCUCACGGAACGGGAGCUGGAAGAGUACAAGAAAACAGUGGAGCGCAAGCAGCUGGGGCUGGAAGAUGCUGAACAGGAAUUAUUCUCAGAUGACGGUUCAUCUGUGUCACAAAUUCAGUCACAAACUCAGUCCCCGCAAAAUGUCCCAGAAAAAUUAGAAGCAAACCACGAAGACCUGUACACGCAGGGGGCCAACCUGGUGUCUGCGGAGGCGCCCGUCGUGGUGGUCAAUGGCAAAGACGACGCGCACGACGUGGAAGAAGAGCUCACCAAGAGGGUGAGCCAGCUGACCACGAGCAGUACUGUGGAGAGCGUAGAGAUCACCAUCAAGAGCUCUGAGAAGAUCGAAGAGGCCCUGUCCCCUGAGGGGUCACCUUCCAAAUCGCCCUCCAAGAAGAAGAAGAAAUUCCGUACUCCAUCUUUUCUGAAAAAGAAUAAAAAGAAGGAGAAAGUAGAAGCGUAAGUGCAGUUCUGUUGGGAGGAGACAUUGCACAUUUUAAACAUUUAAGUUGACCAUUAACAGAGUAGUGAUGGGGGGGCGGGAGGGGUGCAGUAACUGGACUUUUAACC
This is a messenger RNA of Tinamus guttatus (white-throated tinamou), 2268 nucleotides long. The record is from RefSeq and is a predicted model, not a curated record. NCBI's taxonomy places the organism in Eukaryota, Metazoa, Chordata, Aves, Tinamiformes, Tinamidae.